This is a messenger RNA of Pygocentrus nattereri (red-bellied piranha), 1938 nucleotides long. RefSeq names its product serine hydroxymethyltransferase 1 (soluble) (gene shmt1). Gene Ontology annotation, cellular component: cytoplasm; nucleus; cytosol. Bases 146 to 1597 code for a protein of 483 amino acids. The record is from RefSeq and is a predicted model, not a curated record. Lineage: Eukaryota; Metazoa; Chordata; Actinopteri; Characiformes; Serrasalmidae. Gene Ontology annotation, biological process: protein homotetramerization; L-serine catabolic process; tetrahydrofolate interconversion. The transcript is spliced from 12 exons. Gene Ontology annotation, molecular function: mRNA regulatory element binding translation repressor activity; cobalt ion binding; glycine hydroxymethyltransferase activity.
CUCCUCCUCCAGGCUCUGAUUGGUCCCUCACUUUCGCGGACUUUGGGCGCAAACAGAAGUUAGUAUUGGAAACGUGUUGCAGGCUGUAACCUGUCAACGAGUAGAUAAGGACUUCUUCACUUCAUCUCAGUCACAACGUGUAAGCAUGGCCCAGACCAACAGUUGUAGCAUUGCCAACGACAUGUGGGAGUCACACAACAGUAUGAUGCAGGAACCUCUCAGCACCAAUGAUCCAGAGGUGUUUGACAUCAUUAAGAAGGAGAAGAAGAGGCAAACGUAUGGUUUGGAGCUCAUCGCCUCUGAGAACUUCGCCAGUCGAGCUGUUUUGGAGGCUCUAGGCUCGUGCAUGAACAACAAAUAUUCUGAGGGAUACCCUGGCCAAAGAUACUACGGUGGCACAGAGCAUGUGGAUGAACUGGAGCGACUCUGUCAGCAAAGAGCAUUGAAGGUUUAUGGCCUUGACCCUGAAAAAUGGGGUGUAAAUGUGCAGCCUUAUUCUGGUUCGCCUGCCAAUUUUGCUGUGUACACAGCCGUAGUGGAGCCUCAUGGGAGGAUAAUGGGUCUUGACCUGCCUGAUGGAGGCCAUCUGACCCAUGGCUUUAUGACUGACAAGAAGAAGAUCUCUGCUACUUCCAUUUUCUUUGAAUCGAUGCCAUACAAGGUCAACCAAGAGACUGGCUACAUUGAUUAUGACAGAUUAGAGGAAAAUGCUCGUCUGUUCCAUCCAAAGCUAAUCAUUGCAGGUGUUAGCUGCUACUCCCGCAACCUGGACUACAGUCGUAUGCGAAAGAUAGCAGAUGAGAAUGGGGCUUACCUCCUGGCUGACAUGGCGCACAUCAGUGGACUUGUUGCAGCUGGAGUGGUUCCGUCCCCCUUUGAGUACUGUGACAUUGUUUCCACCACUACCCAUAAGACCUUGAGGGGCUGCAGAGCAGGGGUCAUCUUUUACAGGAAAGGGGUGCGCAGUGUGGAUGCAAAGACGGGAAAGGAGACUUAUUACAACCUGGAGAGUUUGAUCAACCAGGCAGUGUUUCCUGGACUGCAGGGAGGACCUCACAACCAUGCCAUCGCAGGAGUGGCUGUAGCGUUGAAGCAGGCAUUGACACCAGAGUUCAAAGCCUAUCAGAUACAAGUGCUGGCAAACUGCAAGGCCUUGGCAGCUGCUCUGAUAGAAAAGGGCUACAAAAUUGUCACUGGUGGUUCUGAUAAUCAUCUGAUCUUGCUCGACCUACGUCCAAAUGGAACUGAUGGUGGGAGGGCUGAGAAGGUGUUGGAGGCCUGUGCCGUCGCCUGCAACAAGAACACCUGCCCAGGUGAUAAGAGUGCCUUGCGUCCCAGCGGUCUCCGCCUGGGCUCUCCAGCACUCACAUCGCGAGGCCUAGUGGAGGAAGAUUUCCACAUAGUGGCAGAAUUUAUUCACAGAUGUAUUCAGUUAACUGUGGAGAUCCAGAAGAACAUGAACACCAAAGCCACUCUGAAGGAGUUCAAGGAAACAUUGGCUCAGGAUGAGAAAUAUCAAAACAAACUUAAAGAAAUCCGAGAGGAGGUUGAGGCUUUUGCUGCAAAAUUCCCCAUGCCUGGACUGCCAGAGCUAUGAGUCUGAUGCUCUUGCUCUGUGCUUGUACCUAAGGUUACUUUCUUUAUCCUGAUGUUUCUUUGUAUGGUCAAUUCACAGAUUUUACUGGCACAUUUCAUUAAUUUCAAAUGAUUUCUUGUAGAAACGUGACAAUUUAUACGGUAAUUAUUUUGGACAUAAUAAAGGAUUUUUGCUUUUCUUCAGGCUUCAUUAAUUCAAUCAGUUUUCUGGACACCUGUUUUGUCAGAUCUUUAUUACUCUGUGAGCUCUAUCAUGCAAGCGGUGUAGUCACUCAGUGGAUUGAUAUGCCAUGUAACUCAGACCAAAAAAAUAAAAAUUAAAGUCAAAUAUUGGAAAAAAUA